UUCGUGUGUUGCCUUACUUCGUGCAAAAAUGCCGGAUCCAGCAAAAUCGGCUCCUGCUCCCAAGAAGGGCUCCAAAAAAGCCGUUACCAAAGUGCAGAAGAAGGACGGCAAAAAGCGCAAGCGCAGCCGCAAGGAGAGUUAUUCAGUCUACGUGUACAAGGUGCUGAAGCAGGUGCACCCGGACACCGGCAUCUCGUCCAAGGCCAUGGGCAUCAUGAACUCCUUCGUCAACGACAUCUUCGAGCGCAUCGCCGGCGAAGCGUCCCGCCUGGCGCAUUACAACAAGCGCUCGACCAUCACGUCCCGGGAGAUCCAGACGGCCGUGCGCCUGCUGCUGCCCGGCGAGCUGGCCAAGCACGCCGUGUCCGAGGGCACCAAGGCGGUCACCAAGUACACCAGUUCGAAUAUUUUCAAGAUGAAGCUCCUGUUCCUGUCAUCUAUUCAGGGACCAAGGUUUUCCCAAGAAUAAAAGGAAGACUUUCUUAUUCAAACUACAGUCCAAGGAGUGGCAAACAAGCCUUUAUCUGCCCUUCCAGAAGUGGGCCUCAAAGUCAUGGCCGGAUUCCAGAUGGUUGCAGUUUCACUGGCAAUCAUGCCAGCGCUUCCUCAAAAUUAAAUUAU
Messenger RNA from Ceratotherium simum simum (southern white rhinoceros), 621 nucleotides. RefSeq names its product histone H2B type 2-F. Gene Ontology annotation, molecular function: structural constituent of chromatin; DNA binding; protein heterodimerization activity. NCBI's taxonomy places the organism in Eukaryota, Metazoa, Chordata, Mammalia, Perissodactyla, Rhinocerotidae. The record is from RefSeq and is a predicted model, not a curated record. Gene Ontology annotation, cellular component: nucleosome.